This is a messenger RNA of Malurus melanocephalus (red-backed fairy wren), 4230 nucleotides long. RefSeq names its product tubulin folding cofactor D (gene TBCD). The coding region runs from base 152 to 4207 and encodes 1351 amino acids. The record is from RefSeq and is a predicted model, not a curated record. NCBI's taxonomy places the organism in Eukaryota, Metazoa, Chordata, Aves, Passeriformes, Maluridae. Gene Ontology annotation, cellular component: lateral plasma membrane. The transcript has 41 exons. Gene Ontology annotation, molecular function: GTPase activator activity; beta-tubulin binding. Gene Ontology annotation, biological process: tubulin complex assembly; bicellular tight junction assembly; adherens junction assembly.
GCACCGGGCGCUUGAACCGGGCGGUCUCUGGGUUGUGCCGGGUGGUCGCUCGUCCCGRGUGGUCGCACGGCGCCGGGCCGGCUGGGGGCGAGGGCGGCGGCUCGGGAGCCCCGCGGUGCGGGACGGCGGGAGAGGCCGCGCCGGGGCCGSGAUGGACGGAGCGGGGCCGGAGCCCGAGGAGGGCGAGGAGCGUGAGCCGGGURCCAUCAGCGAGAGAAACAUCCUGGACAGCUUCACCGAGAGCCGGGAGGUCGCGGAGCUCAUCGSCAACCUGAGAGGCGUCUUCGGGGAGCUGGUGACAAGGGAAAUGGCCGUGGAACGGUUCAUAGGUAUAAUGGACAAGUACCAGGAGCAGCCUCACCUUUUGGAUCGACACUUAGAGGGGAUGAUGAAUUCCUUGUUGGAUAUAAUACGGGACAGUGGAUCUCCUCCCCCACUAGUUCAUCUGGCUUUUAAGUUUCUUUACAUCAUUACAAAGGUGAGAGGGUACAAACGUUUCCUGCCUCUAUUUCCUCAUGAAGUCCGGGACCUGCAGCCUGUUUUGGAUAUGCUUGCAAAGCAGAACCCAAGAGACCCUGAUACUUGGGAAACUCGUUAUAUGCUCUUAUUAUGGCUGUCCAUGAUCUGCCUGAUUCCUUUUGAUCUGGCCCGUUUUGAUGGAAACCUUGUUUCCAUGGAAGGGCAGGCUCGGCAGCCAACCAUGGAUCGCAUACUGGAAAUAGCAAAGUGUUACCUGGUUGUCAGUGACAAGGCUCGGGAUGCAGCUGCUGUGCUGGUGUCCAAGUUUAUUGUCCGCCCUGAUGUCAGGCAAAGCAGGAUGGCAGACUUCCUGGACUGGGUGCUCUCCAUGUUAUCCAAAUCCUCCUCCCAGACCAUGGAGGGCACUGUCAUUGUGAACGGCAUGCUACAGGCCCUGGCACAGCUGUUUAAACAUGGCAAGAGAGAAGACUGUUUACCAUAUGCUGCUACUGUUCUCAAGUGUCUUGAUAACUGCAAGCUGUCAGAAAGCAAUCAGAUGGUGCUGCGCAAGCUGGGCAUGAAACUGGUUCAGCGACUUGGACUGACGUUUGUGAAACCCAAGGUAGCAAAGUGGAGGUACCAGCGUGGCUGUCGAUCUCUGGCUGCCAACCUGCAAGCUCAGGGUGCUGCUGUGCAGAACCAGAAGAGAGAAGUUGCUGCUGAUGAAGCUGAUGAUGAUGAGGAAUAUGACAUUCCAGCAGAGAUUGAAAAUGUUGUAGAGCAAUUGUUGAUUGGCCUGAAAGACAAAGACACCAUCGUCAGGUGGUCUGCAGCCAAAGGAAUUGGUAGAAUAACUGGAAGACUUCCAAAAGAAUUAGCAGAUGACGUGAUUGGGUCUCUGUUGGACUGUUUUAGUUUCCAGGAAACAGACAACGCKUGGCAUGGUGGGUGCCUGGCCCUGGCUGAGCUGGGCAGGAGAGGAUUGCUGCUCCCUUCCCGAAUUUCAGAUGGUGAGUUGGAGUURCUGAAUUCGCUACAUGCAGCCUCUCUUUUUAAGCUUACCUGUGAGGAAAGUGAAACAGAAUUUAAUGACUUGGAAAUGCAGCUUCAAGGUGGCACUGGAAUUGAUGGUAGCAGRUUGCCAGGGGUUAGCAGCAGGAUCAGCUUCUUGCUGCUUGUGGCUAGUGGAGACUGGAAGUGCCUGUUGCAGGUGGUAAAGGGAAUUCAGGUUUAUUGCCUGGUGCACCUGGUGCUUUCUGUGUUUAUUGURGACUUAUCUGCUGUGGUGCACACAGGCUCCUUGUCCCUCAAGGAGCCAGGAAAGGUGUUCAUAGAGACCAGAGAGUGCAAAGCCGUGCUCUGCCCUGCCUGGCAGUGGGCAGGUGUGGUGCACUUGGGUGCAUUGGUUAUUGCUGCAGUAUUUGAUCGUGAUGUUAAUUGCAGAAGAGCUGCUUCUGCUGCCUUCCAGGAGAAUGUUGGGAGACAGGGCACUUUUCCCCAUGGCAUCGACAUUCUCACUGCAGCUGAUUAUUUUGCUGUUGGUAACAGAGUUAACUGUUACUUGACCAUAAGUGUAUAUAUUGCUGGCUUUCCUGAGUAUACACAGCCAAUGAUUGAUCAUUUAGUUAAYAUGAAGAUUAACCACUGGGAUGGUGUUAUUCGAGAACUUUCAACCAAAGCUCUGCAUAACAUCACUCCCCGAGCCCCUGAGUACAUGGCCAAYGUGGUUUUGCCAAGACUUCUGCCUUUAUCAGUGGGCUCAGAUCUGCACACACGCCAUGGGGCAAUCCUUGCCUGUGCUGAGAUCACCCAUGCUCUGUGUAAACUGGCACAAGAGAAUAAUAGAUCUGUAACACACUAUUUCAAUGAACAAUCGUUGGAGGGACUCAAGCAAAUUCACCAAGAGCUUUGCAGUCGUCAGUUGUACAGGGGUUUAGGUGGAGAACUGAUGAGACCGGCUGUCUGCACUUUAAUUGAAAAGUUGUCGCUAUCAAAAAUGCCAUUUAAAGGAGAUCCAAUAAUCGGUGGUUGGCAGUGGCUAAUAAAUGACAGUCUAAGACAUCUCACUCUUGUUUCCAGUGGUGCACGACAGCAUAUAAAGGAGUCUGCAGUGUCUGCUCUGGCUGCGCUGUGCAAUGAAUUUUACAUCAACGAGAGGGGAGAAGCUGAUCCAGCUCUGCAGGAUGAACUGGUGACACAGUACGUUUCAGAGCUACAAAAUGCAGAGGAAAUGAUUCGUUGUGGCUUUUCACGAGCUCUUGGGGCCCUUCCAAGAUUUCUGCUGAAGGGCAGGCUCCAACAGGUUUUGGGAGGUCUAAAAAAAGUUACCCAGAUUUCYCCUGAAGAUGUGAGCUUUGCUGAAUCCAGAAGAGAUGCCUUAAUAGCAAUUGCAAAGGUUUGCCAGACAGUGGGUGUGAAGGGAGAUGGAUCCCAGGAGGAAUAUGUCUGCAGGGACAACGUGGAUCAGAUUUAUGCCACUCUGCUCAYGGGGGUGACCGACUACACCACCGACAGCCGCGGCGAUGUGGGAGGAUGGGUGCGUGAAGCUGCCAUGACCAGUUUAAUGGARGUGACGCUGCUGCUGGUCCAGAACGAGGCAGAGCUAAUUAAUGCCARCAUCUGCAAGCAGAUUAUGUGCUGGCUGGCUCAACAGUCAGCUGAAAAAAUAGAUAAAUUUCGAGCUCAUGCAGGAUCCGUGUUCCUUACUCUUUURCACUUUGACCAUCCUCCAGUUCCACACAUCCCUCAUCGAGAAGAGCUAGAGAGGAUAUUUCCAAGGUCCGAGAAGGAGACGCUGAACUGGAACGCAGCCUCGGAAGCUUUCCCUCGGAUCACUCAGCUGCUGGGGCUGCCAUCAUACCAGUACCACGUGCUGCUGGGGCUCUCCGUGUCUGUGGGGGGACUGACCGAGACCACGCUCAGAUACUCUGCCCAGAGCCUGUUUGACUACAUGAAGAAAAUCCAGRGUGAUCCCAGUGCUUUGGAGAGUUUUUGUGAGACGCUGCUGAAGGUCUUUGAGGACAACCUGCGGAAUGACCGGGUGUCUGUGCCUCUCCUGACAAUGCUGGACCAGAUGCUGGCAAAUGGCUGUUUUGAUAUGUUCACYGAGCAGGAGAACCAUCCCUUCCCAGUGAAGUUGUUCACCCUCUGUAAAGAAGAGAUCAAAAGAUCCAAAGACAUCCGGAAGCUUCGCUCCAGCAUAGGAGUGUUUUGUGGCCUGAUUCAAUUUCAAGGAGAUAUGAGAGAGAAAGUUUUCUUCCAGCUGUUUCUCCUCCUUUGCCAUCCCUUUCCUAUAGUGCGCAAGACCACGGCCAGCCAGGUGUACGAGAUGCUGCUCACCUACGGCGACGUGGUGGAUGUGGCUGUGCUGGAGCAGGUCAUGGCCAUCCUCAGUGACACCAACUGGGAAGCAGAACUGCCCGUGGUGAGGGAGAGACGCAACUGCCUCUGUGACCUCCUGAAAGUGCCCAGACCUCAGCUGGUGCCCAAGGUGAGGUGGGAAUGUGCUCCAGGGGUCGUUUGUUCAUGGAGGUGCCCAUGUGCCCCACAGGCUGUUCCCAGGCAGCUGCACAACACAUGGGGUGGCUGGAGCUGCUGCCUUGGGCCCUUCCAGCMUCAUUCCAGACAGCAUUCCAGGCUGGCAGCACCACAUUCCAGACACAGAUGUGCAGACACUGCUCCUCUGCCCUUCCUGGGGAAAGGGAAAAGACAAAACCUUCUCCAUUUCAACAGCAAGAUGAUGACAUGAGGUGUUGUGCAAACCACAGGAUU